This is a messenger RNA of Hemisphaericaspora subhashii, 1377 nucleotides long. RefSeq names its product COMPASS subunit protein (gene SWD1). Lineage: Eukaryota; Fungi; Ascomycota; Pichiomycetes; Serinales; Debaryomycetaceae. Gene Ontology annotation, molecular function: protein binding. The transcript has a single exon. Bases 1 to 1377 code for a protein of 458 amino acids. Gene Ontology annotation, cellular component: Set1C/COMPASS complex. The record is from RefSeq and is a predicted model, not a curated record.
AUGAAUUUAUCAUUACAAGAUCCAUUCUCAGUAGCCAAAGAGUAUCCAGAAACAUUAACCAACACAUUACAAUAUGGUCAUUCAGUAGUUAUACAAUUCAACACUAAAGGAGAUUAUUUAGCAUCAGGAUUAUCUGAUGGAUCAAUUGUUAUUUAUGAUAUGAUAAGUAAUGGAGGAUUAAUCGCUCAUUUAAUUGAAGGAAGUCAUACUCGACCAAUCACAUCUUUGACUUGGUCUAACUGUGGUAGAUAUUUGUUAUCUUCUUCUCAGGAUUGGUAUUGUAAAUUAUGGGAUUUAAGUAGGGUUAAUUAUUCCCAUAGUGUUGGUAGUGAAGAUGAAGAGGAGGAGACAGGAGGAGGACUGGCAGUUAUACGACAAGUGAAAUUCGAUGGUCCUAUUUGGCUGGCAUGUAUGCAUCCUACUAAUCCAUAUGUUUUCACUGCUUCUUUGUUUGAGGAUUUACCGGUAUAUGUGGAUAUGACCCAAGAAAAGGCGAUAAUAUCACGAAUGAGAACAGAUCCAUUGGAAACAUCCGAAGAAGAACUGCAUGAAGUAGAUGGAGGAAGCGAGGAAGUUAAACCAACAACCAAGAAACGAAAGAAGAAUGAUAAACAUUCUACAUUAGUGACUGCAUUCACUCUUGAAGGAAGUUAUAUAUUUGCCGGAACAAGUAAAGGUUGGUUAAAUAUAUUCAAUACCUCCAAUUUAAAAUUAAUCCAUUCAAUCAAAAUUGCCAAUUCAAAUAUCAAACAUUUAAUAAUUUCAUCAAAUGGAAGAAAACUUGCCGUGAAUUCAUCUGAUCGUAUUAUACGACAAGUCGAUCUCCCUGAUUUAAUCAAUAUUACUGACCCAAAAGAUUGGGAAUUCGAAAUAGAUCAUCGAUAUCAAGAUGUAGUUAAUCGAUUACAAUGGAAUUCGGUCGCUUUCAAUCAUAAUGCCGAAUUCUUAGUUGCAUCAACCUAUGGACAACUGUCACAUGAUUUAUAUCUUUGGGAAACCUCAAUGGGAUCAUUGAUUAAGAUAUUAGAAGGAUCAAAUGAAGAAUUAAUUGAUGUGAAAUGGAAUUAUCCCAGAUGUACAAUUGCAUCCGUGGGAUUAGAUAGCGGGAUGAUUUAUUUAUGGCUGGUUCAAUUUCCUCAAAAAUGGAGUGCAUUGGCACCUGAUUUCGUCGAGAUUGAAGAAAAUAUUGAAUAUGUUGAACGAGAAGAUGAGUUUGAUAUGAUUGAUGAAGAUGAAUUGACCAAAAAGAGAUUAGAAGAAGAAGAUUUGGAUGUGGAUGUUAUUACGAAAGAGACUAGUGAUGCUCGAGGGUUUGAUAUUACUCAGGAAUCAUUUGUCAUACCAAUUGAUUAUUCACGUACUUUCACCGAGUAUUAG